Cinclus cinclus is the source of this 2307-nucleotide messenger RNA. RefSeq names its product zinc finger protein 185-like. The transcript is spliced from 28 exons. Lineage: Eukaryota; Metazoa; Chordata; Aves; Passeriformes; Cinclidae. The record is from RefSeq and is a predicted model, not a curated record.
CUUUGGCUUUGAGCAGUGGCAGGAGGGGAAGGUGCUGCUGACACCAUGAUGUCCCUGGGUGUUGCUAAAGGAGGGAGGGAGCUGCUCCCAGCCACGGACGAGGAUCGCCGCAGGAUCAUCCGGCAGAUGAAAGUGCGCACCACCCUGCGGGGGGACCAGAGCUGGAUCCAGCACCACAACUCGGAUGAGGAUGAGGAGAAGAGCAGCCCCCUGUCUGGACAGGCUGCUGGGAGACCCCCAGUCCCCAAACCCUCUGCUCCCCAGCAGGACAGGUCCUCUGCCUCCAAGCCUCAGUCUGGAUACCUCAUCAGGGGGGUGUUCACCAGGACCAUUGACAAGAGCUCCCCAGAUUCUUCACCUUCCAGCCCAGCACAGAAAAACACCUCCCUGAAGGGCCAGAGCCGCUCCCCCUCGGGAUACAGGAUGACCACAGAGGACUACAAGAAACUAGCUCCCUACAAUGUCCGGCAGAGGUCCGGGGAUGAGGAUGAGGAGGAGGCACCUUUUUCUCCGGAUGAGCACAAGAAGAGGGCUGAGGCUGCCAACAGCGUCCUGCGGCGCUCGGCCGGCCGGGAGCGCUCCUACGUCCUGUCCGCAGCCAAAAAGAGCAAUGGCAGCCCAACACAGGAGUUCCCAGCCCUGUUUGCCAAGAGAAUUGAGAUAGAAGAGGAGGAAGGACAGCAGAGGAGCAGCCCGACUGUGCCGGGUUCAUCCAGCCCCAAACCAGGCAGCAGGAGCCAAACAUCCCCAUCCCUGAGUGACACUUUGGGGAAAAUCUCCAUUUCUGCUGAGAUCAGGAAUGCUGAGGACACACGGGACCUGAAUGGGAAAUCCUCCUUGGAAAAGGUGUCCCAGCGUGGGGAUGGUGACAAAACUCUGAAGGAAAAGCCUGAGAGGUUCCCAUGGGAUGAAGGAGCCCCCAGAGCCAGCAGGGCUUCCACGAAUGGAAGUUUUCCUGAGCACACGGAAGCCAAUAAUGGGUUUUACCCACCAGAGUCCAGCUCUGGCUCCUGGGACAGACCUGGGGAUGCUCCAGAGAAGCUGCUCCAUCCUCCCGAGCCCUGCCAGGGUGACUCCAGGUCACCCUUGCAGUCUGAUGUCCCUUUUCAUCCCACUGAGAGAACCCCUGUGCGCAUCGAAGACACAGAAUAUUCCUUUGAAAGGUCUGGCCAGGGCUAUGAGAACAGGAGCAGCUCCACGGAUCCUGAGGGCUCAUUCCACCACCAGCCCUACUGGGAUGAGACGAGGUUUCUGGACUCAGCCAGCCUCACUGAGAGGGGCCAAGGAGCUCCUGGCCACGACACCCCCCCGGAGCCCCCCAGGCAGAAGGAUCCCACUGAGCCCAGCAGGGCCAGGUCCAGCUCUGUUCCUGGGGGAAGCAGCAUCCCAGCUCCAGAGAUUCCAUGUGCAAACGAGUCUGAGCCACGCGGGGACAGGAUCACUGUGGACCAUGAGGAAAAAAGCACUCCCAGCACAGACAGCCACUGGGAGAGCCUGGGGGGCUGGAGGCACAGUGAGCCCAGCCCGGGGCCAGCCAGCAGGUCUGACCUCAGCUCCCAGCAGAGUGUUCCCAGUGCCCACGAGUCCCGGCCCCCCGUGUCCCUGUUCCAGGAGCGCCGGUCCUUCGCAGGCUCCGUGCCCAGCCACAGGAUUCCAGCCUAUGUGGACAGCCAGGUGUUCAGCACCAGGAGCAGGCCCAGCCCUGAUGCCCAAGGGAGCGUUUAUCCCGGGAGCAGCUGGUAUGACAGUGCCAGGGGGCACGGGGACUUCAGCCCCCCUGCAGGACGGUGAACUGUUCCACCUCCUCUUCCCAGAGAUGCCACCAUGUCCCAGAGAAGCCACAGGGUGCCGUUCUACAUGGACAGCUUAAACUGUAACAGCACCAGGCUCCUGUCCAGCUCCAGUGAGAGGCUUUGCAGCUCCCACCACAGCUCUGGGUACCAGCCUGACUCCAGCACUGCCGGGAGAGGGAUCCUCUUUGUCAAGGAGUACGUGAACACCGGAGGCUCGCCACGCCACGGCAGUGGCAGCCUUGUGGAUCUGAGUGACCUGGAGAGAAGCAGCUACAGCCAGCACAGUUUCCUGUCCAGUGCUCCCCUGCACAGGUCCAGUGAGCCCCUGUGCAGCUACUGCAGCCGGGAGAUCCGAGACUGCCCCAAGAUCAUCGUGGAGCACCUGAACAUCCACUGCCACGAGUACUGCUUCAGGUGUGGAAUCUGCCACAAAGCGAUGGGAGAUCUCCUGGAUAAAAUAUUCAUCCACCGGGACAUUGUCCACUGUGACAAGUGCUACGAGAAGCUCUUCUAG